GUUGAUUCUUUCGUUUCCACCUUUAGACCUAACUUGUCGGCCCAGAUUAUAUGCAACCUGCGGUUGUCAUGCACGCUCCUGGAAGAUCAUGGCACACGACAUAGAAGCUUGCGACCAGAAAUUUCAACUACGUCACUCUUCCAUACUCAUUUCCUUUUUUGUAUUUAGGCAAUACACUCUGCAUACCGUCCCGCCUCCUUCGAAUCUCAACACUUUGAUCUGCAACAUCGAGGUCGUCUCUAAAGUUACCUCAAAUCAUGUCCAAUACAGACAUUAUUUCAGGUUCCUCGUUCGAUUCGGGCAGCGACAUCUCAAAAGACCCGAUGAAAACAGGAGCCUACACACCUUAUGAAAAGAUAGAAAGCCAGCUACUAGAUCUUCCUGACGACUGGCGGCCGCCAUCCCACCCCUUCGCUCGGUUUUGCUUCACGCAACUUUGCUUGGUCACUCUCGGAAAACCAGAUCUCGAGGAAUUGUGGCUGGAUGUGAGCCACGAGGCUGGCUGGUAUAAGGUCAUGGGGGACUGGUGGAAGGAACUGCACCACGAGGGAUGCUGGUGUCAGCAUGUCAUGCAAUUUCAGAUCUUGAAGCGCGCCUGCAUCUAUUUCAUGGACUUGGAGACCUUGCAUCGCAUCUGCACCUUCCGCCCCGUCGUCGUGUAUUGGUUAUGCAUCUCGAGAAUAGAGGCUAGUAUCUCAACCGUGGACCAUUCAUCCAAAGAAACCUACGGAGAUCUGAUGCUACUCUCGUCAUAUUUGUUGAUCCCGAUAUUAUUUUGCCGAGUAUUCUUCGCCCUGAUCGCGAUGCAGAUGGAGAUGCAAGAGAUUUGGGCCCAUAAACCGCGCAAGAUGAAGAUUCUGAUUACCCUCGCUCUCUCUCGCAUGUCGGACAUUUGUCUCGCUUUGUCUUGGGCUUGCUUGGCGAGCUGUGGGCUUGGACUUUUCCUAGAAGUUAAUUCAGUGAACUACUGGAUGUUUCUUGCGGGGGCUUGCACGUUCGCCCCAUUUUUAGACGCUGUUUUCAAGAGGAACGUGCGGGCGAUGAUCUGGAGGGGUGGAUUGGCUUUGAUUCUGUGGUUUGGUGUCACCUUGGGCUACUUGCAACAAAUUUGGGAACUUGAUUGUUGAAUAUUCUAUAGCAUAUAAUCUCAUUGUCUCCCUUAGA
Messenger RNA from Suillus subalutaceus, 1164 nucleotides. RefSeq lists its product as uncharacterized. The record is from RefSeq and is a predicted model, not a curated record. Bases 258 to 1127 code for a protein of 289 amino acids. The transcript has 6 exons. Lineage: Eukaryota; Fungi; Basidiomycota; Agaricomycetes; Boletales; Suillaceae.